AUGUUGACGUUGUCAUUGACAUUGUGGGAGUUACCCUGCAGGGCCCAGGGCUCAAGCCCUACCCUAGCAGUCUCAACACAUUCCACAAUCCUCGCACCCGCACCACCGCGGCUAUUGAUUCUGGACGACAACCACGACCACCCCUCGAAGAUAGCAACAAUGGGUCGCCUUCAAGAAUACCAAGUCAUUGGGCGCAAGCUCCCGUCGGAAGCCGACCAGACCCCCAAGCUUUACCGCAUGCGCCUGUUCGCUCCCAACACCGUCGUUGCUAAGUCUCGUUUCUGGUACUUCCUUAAGAAGCUCAGGAAGGUUAAGAAGACCAACGGUGAGAUCGUGUCUUUGAACGAGAUCCACGAGAAGCGACCCAUGAAGGUUAAGAACUUCGGUAUCUGGAUCCGUUACGACUCUCGCAGCGGCACCCACAACAUGUACAAGGAGUACCGUGAGCUCUCCCGUACAGAUGCUGUCGAGGCCCUCUACCAGGACAUGGCUGCCAGGCACAGGGCUAGAUUCCGGUCGAUCCACAUCCUCAAGGUUGUCGAGAUCGAGAAGACCGCGGACGUCAAGCGCCCAUACACCAAGCAGCUCAUGACCAAGGGUCUCUCUUUCCCUCUGCCGCACCGUGUGCCGAAGAGCUCUGCACGCAAGGUGUUCAGCUCCAAGAGGCCCAGCACCUUCCAUUAA
This is a messenger RNA of Morchella importuna, 684 nucleotides long. RefSeq lists its product as uncharacterized. NCBI's taxonomy places the organism in Eukaryota, Fungi, Ascomycota, Pezizomycetes, Pezizales, Morchellaceae. Bases 1 to 684 code for a protein of 227 amino acids. The transcript is spliced from 6 exons. The record is from RefSeq and is a predicted model, not a curated record. Gene Ontology annotation, biological process: translation. Gene Ontology annotation, molecular function: structural constituent of ribosome. Gene Ontology annotation, cellular component: cytosolic large ribosomal subunit; ribosome.